UGAACAGUUUGGAAUGAUAAAAGGUCAAUCAGAUCACUCUAUCUUUUACAAAAGAACGAAAGCAUGUAUCACAUUGCUUGUGGUGUAUGUCGAUGAUAUUGUGAUUACAGGAAGUGAUACUGCAGGUAUUUUGGCCCUUAAGAAUUUUCUUCAUAGCCAAUUCCAAACAAAAGACCUAGGCUCGUUGAAAUACUUUCUGGGUAUUGAGGUAACACGGAGUAAGAAAGGUAUAUUUCUAUCUUAGCGUAAAUAUGUACUUGAUUUACUAGCUGAAACAGAAAAAAUGGGAGCAAAGCCAAGCACGACUCCCAUGGUUCCCAAUGUGCAACUCACCCAAGAAGGCAUACCAUUCGAAGACCCAGAAAGGUACAGAAGAUUGGUUGGAAAGCUUAAUUAUCUUGCAGUCACCCGUCCAGACAUUGCUUACUCUGUGAGCGUUGUGAGUCAAUAUAUGUCAUCUCCGACCAUUGAUCAUUGGGCUGCUGUAGAACAUAUAUUAUGUUACUUGAAAGGAGCACCAGGACGCGGGAUUGUCUAUCAAAAUCAUGAUCACUUGAGAAUAGAAUGUUUUGCAGAUGCUGACUGGGCCGGAUCUAAAGAUGAUCGAAGAUCUACCUCGGGCUAUUGUGUCUUUGUUGGAGGGAACCUAGUAUCCUGGAAGAGUAAGAAACAGAGUGUGGUUUCUUGUUCGAGUGCUGAAUCAGAAUAUCGAGCUAUGGCGCAAUCUGCUUGUGAGAUCAUGUGGAUAGGCCAUUUAUUAAGUGAAAUCGGAUUGAAGACACCAAUGCCUGCUAAAUUGUGGUGUGAUAAUCAAGCUGCCAUACACAUUGCCAACAACCCAGUAUUUCAUGAGCGAACAAAGCAUAUUGAGGUUGAUUGUCAUUUUAUUCGAGAGAAGAUACAGAAAUGAUUGAUCUCUACGGGAUAUGUGAAGACUGGAGAACAACUUGGAGAUUUGUUCACUAAAGCACUAAAUGGGAU
Cuscuta epithymum is the source of this 981-nucleotide messenger RNA. Lineage: Eukaryota; Viridiplantae; Streptophyta; Magnoliopsida; Solanales; Convolvulaceae. The record is from the annotation of a GenBank genome assembly.